AUGGAAGUUUACUUCUGGAAUCAAACUAGAGGAACCUUGCAAAUGGAAGUUUACUUCUGGAAUCAAACUAGAGGAACCUUGCAAAUGGAAGUUUACUUCUGGAAUCAAACUAGAGGAACCUUGGAAAUGAAAGUUUACUUCUGGAAUCAAACUAUAGGAACCUUGGAAAUGAAAGUUAACUUCUGGAAUCAAACUAUAGGAACCUUGGAAAUGGAAGUUUACUUCUGUGAUCAAACUAGAGGAACCUUGGAAAUGAAAGUUUGCUUCUGGAAUCAAACUAUAGGAAACAUGGAAAUGAAAGUUUACUUCUGGAAUCAAACUAUAGGAAACAAGGAUAUGAAAGUUUACUUCUGGAAUCAAACUAUAGGAAACAUGGAAAUGAAAGUUUACUUCUGGAAUCAAACUAUAGGAACCUUGGAAAUGAAAGUUUACUUCUGGAAUCAAACUAUAGGAAACAUGGAAAUGAAAGUUUGCUUCUGGAAUCAAACUAUAGGAAACAUGGAAAUGAAAGUUUGCUUCUGGAAUCAAACUAUAGGAACCUUGGAAAUGAAAGUUUACUUCUGGAAUCAAACUAUAGGAACCUUGGAAAUGAAAGUUUGCUUCUGGAAUCAAACUAUAGGAAACAUGGAAAUGAAAGUUUACUUCUGGAAUCAAACUAUAGGAAACAUGGAAAUGAAAGUUUGCUUCUGGAAUCAAACUAUAGGAACCUUGGAAAUGAAAGUUUACUUCUGGAAUCAAACUAUAGGAAACAUGGAAAUGAAAGUUUACUUCUGGAAUCAAACUAUAGGAACCCUUGGCAAUGACAGUUUACUUCUGGAAAUCAAACUAUUAAAGGAAACUGGAAAUGGAAAAAGUAACUUCUUGGAAUCAAACCCUUAG
This is a messenger RNA of Macrobrachium nipponense, 879 nucleotides long. RefSeq lists its product as uncharacterized. NCBI's taxonomy places the organism in Eukaryota, Metazoa, Arthropoda, Malacostraca, Decapoda, Palaemonidae. The transcript has a single exon. The record is from RefSeq and is a predicted model, not a curated record. Bases 1 to 879 code for a protein of 292 amino acids.